UCCGCGCCCUCGGACGCGCCGGGAUCCGGAAGCGCGCGGGCGGUUCCGGCAGUUCCGGGAGUUGCGGGGCUCGCGCGGCGGCUCCGGUGUGCGCCUCCCGCCGCAUCUCCUCCCCUUCAAUGGCGCACAUCACCAUUAAUCAGUACUUGCAGCAAGUACAAGAAGCCAUUGAGACCAGAGAUGGUACAUUUUGUGCAGAAUUGGUAUCAUUUAAACAUCCACAUGUUGCAAACCCAAGGCUACAGCUUCCAUCUCCAGAGGAGAAGUGCCAACAAGUUUUGGAAUCGCCAUAUGAUGAAAUGUUUGCAGCCCACUUAAGGUGUACUUAUGCAGUUGCAAACCAUGACUUUGUAGAAGCAUACAAAUGCCAAACAGUUAUUGUCCAAUCUUUCCUGCGAGCAUUUCAGGCACAUAAAGAAGAAAAUUGGGCCUUACCUAUUAUGUAUUCUGUAGCCCUUGAUCUUCGAAUUUUUGCUAAUAAUGCAGAUCAACAGCUUGUGAAGAAAGGGAAAAGCAAAGUGGGUGACAUGUUGGAAAAAGCAGCAGAGCUGCUGAUGGGCUGCUUUCGAGUCUGUGCCAGUGACACUCGAGCAGGCAUCGAAGACUCAAAAAAGUGGGGCAUGUUGUUUCUUGUGAAUCAGCUGUUUAAAAUUUAUUUUAAGAUCAACAAGCUCCAUCUCUGUAAGCCCUUAAUUAGAGCAAUUGACAGCUCAAAUCUGAAGGAGGAGUAUAGUAUGGCACAGAGAGUUACGUACAAAUACUAUGUUGGACGCAAGGCCAUGUUUGACAGCGACUUUAAGCAAGCUGAAGAGUAUCUGUCAUUUGCCUUUGAGCACUGUCACCGAUCAAGCCAGAAGAACAAAAGAAUGAUUUUGAUUUACCUGCUGCCAGUAAAAAUGUUGUUGCAGAGUGCCUCUCUGCUGAUCAGCUGCACACAAAAGCCAGGGAAGGUGUGGAUUCACUGGAAGCAGAAUUUGUCUGCCUCUUUCACCUGGUGGAAGAAAGAAGGGUGUGCAAGCAGAUGGCUGAGGACUGUUGAGAGGGGUUUGCUGCAGCUACAGCCUGCCUUUGGCUUUUUUAUUUGUACCUCGUACAUUUUCCCAUUCAAGGCAUGUCAGAAGGGUCAUGAAGCAGAGCAUUUUGGUUCUGAAAAAUCAGUGAAGACUUGUUACUAUUUGAUCACUUCAUGUUUCUAUUGAAAGAACUAAUCACGUGUGUUUCUUGUUCCUGUUCUUUCCCAUGUGCUGUGCUAACAUUUGUGUAUCCCUGAAUUAGUGGAUUAUGCUGAGUAUUAAUUCAUUGUGACUGAGGGGAUAGGAACUAGAUUUUAGUGUUUCCUGUUCUGGCCCUGUUCCCGAAGUUACCCCUGUUGAAUGUUAUCACCUGCCUCUGUUGAGUUGCCACUUUCCACCUUCCCCCUGACCUGUUUAUGACCUCCCUGCUUUUUCCUUUCAGUGCUUCCUUCUUAUCCCUUGCUGUGUCAAGUGGGUAAAGGGGAAGUAUAGUGGGUAUGAUAAUUGGCUUCUGUUUUCCUUGUUUUAAUUGUCGACUUUCUUAGCAGCUGUUUUCAGAUCAGUCGUUGGUAGGGUUGGUAAAGGGAAACUUAUUAACAGUCUUCCUAAAAGCUUUGUCCCAGUCCUGACUAGGUGCCUUAAGCUGGUUGUUCUGUUAGUGCCUAGAAUUACUGUGGCUUUUCUGAAGCAGUUUUAGUGUACAAGAGACAUUAAAGAAGCUAGAUAAAAGGUCAUUGUAUUUACAGUUACUUUUUUGAAACAGAGCCCAAAUAUUAACACUAACUUCAAACUACUAAAAUAGCUUGUGUGUUGGUUUUUUUGUUCCUAACAGCUCUCAGUAAACCUGCAGCUCAGUUCUGCUCUCAGCUAAUCCUUCAUCCAGGAAAGGAGUUAGCAGCAGCAUAGCAUGAUGUAACUGAAUUUAAAGUCUGACCAAGUCAGCGUGCAUUCUGAUCUUUGCUGUGCAGGGGAUAAAAGGCAAAGUUUCUUUUUGAUUCUGUAGGUGGUUCAGUCUUACCUGAUGUAACAAUAAGAAUUAAUUUUGUUUCCUUAAAUUUAACCUUUCUCUCCCCCUUUUUUUCUUUUUUUUUGGUGGGGGGAGAGGGCAUGGUGGUGGUGUUUGUUUUCUGAGAGGACAUUUUUAUUUCUGCAUGGAGGCAUAGAGAAGAAAAAAUUGGUUACAGACUGAUAUAACACUUGACAAGGCUGAAGAAGUGCUCAUAUUCCUUUGGAAAUGCUUGGGAGUCCUGCAGUUCUUCUGUUUGUAGAUUAGAUGAUACAACUAUGACAUAAAAUUUGAAUCUGCCAAGGCCUCAUGUACAAGAUCUUGAUUCUACAAGUUUGAUAGAUGUUCCCUAACAAUAAGUGUUGCUUGUCCCUAAAUCAUGAUAAAUCAGUAGUUACUGUGAGUUGUGCUAUAAGGUGUUUGAGAGGGACAAGGGGGUUGUCUUGCAAAUACUUUUAUUCACUUCUUAUUCUGUAGCAAAAAAAAUAAUGGUUAAACGUUCUUCUUUUUCUCUUAACAAUUUUUUUUAUAGCUUACUAGAUUCUGUUUAAAAUGCAUUUAACUUUACCCUGGAAAACUUGGACACCAUU
Pyrgilauda ruficollis (rufous-necked snowfinch) is the source of this 2609-nucleotide messenger RNA. It is a transcript of the gene PCID2, whose product is annotated as PCI domain containing 2. The record is from RefSeq and is a predicted model, not a curated record. Gene Ontology annotation, biological process: post-transcriptional tethering of RNA polymerase II gene DNA at nuclear periphery; transcription elongation by RNA polymerase II; poly(A)+ mRNA export from nucleus. Lineage: Eukaryota; Metazoa; Chordata; Aves; Passeriformes; Passeridae. The transcript has 11 exons. Gene Ontology annotation, molecular function: double-stranded DNA binding; RNA binding. Bases 120 to 1199 code for a protein of 359 amino acids. Gene Ontology annotation, cellular component: transcription export complex 2.